Molecule: messenger RNA, 558 nt
Organism: Ostertagia ostertagi
Lineage: Eukaryota; Metazoa; Nematoda; Chromadorea; Rhabditida; Trichostrongylidae
Source: the annotation of a GenBank genome assembly
AUGCUUCAUAGCGGAUGCCGAGGAAGAAAAGAACUCAGCUCGGUCCGAAAAAAACACCUUCAAAAUGCUUUGACAGAUGACGAGACGAUUAAGGCUUGCGGUCUUUAUGAAAUUUUCAUCAACAUCAUUGGAGAAGCGAGGCAGUUCGGUUGCCAUGGUCGUAUAACCGACAAUUCGUAUGCUGUGCUGAAGAGAGUAGCGAGUGCUUUCUUGUGCCUUUAUUUGGCAAAGGACUCCUCACAACCAGUCAACCAAAUCCUCACGGAGGCUGUUGAGAUGAUCUUGCCACGAAAACACUCAUUGGAACCCAUAGUCAGAUAUUUUCGACGUAUUGGAAACACUGUGGACAGCCGUGUACGUGUACCGUCCGAUUUGGCUGUGUAUAGAGAACUAGAUCGGCUGGUUGAUUAUGGACUCUUGGUAGCAGAUUCAAAGGCAAAUAAUGUGGUAUUCAGGAGAUGUUCAUUGAAUGUGCAUUCGAAAACGCUCGGUGAAAUACUACGAGGUGUCACUUUGCCUAUGGCUAUUGGAUACUGGUUCGAUACGCAAACUGCAUGA